Messenger RNA from Closterium sp. Naga37s-1, 471 nucleotides. The record is from the annotation of a GenBank genome assembly. NCBI's taxonomy places the organism in Eukaryota, Viridiplantae, Streptophyta, Zygnematophyceae, Desmidiales, Closteriaceae.
AUGUCGCGUCCGCGACCUCGCAUCAUAUCCGGCGGGCAAACCGGAGCGGAUCGCGGGGCGCUGAUGGCCGCGCGCGCGCUCGGCGUCCCGUUCGGCGGAAGCUGCCCCAAGGGCCGGCGCGCGGAGGACGGGGAGAUCCCGCGGGAGCUGGCGGAGCGCAUGGCGGAGCUCCCGCAGGCGGAAUACUAUGGUGGUCGCGCCGAUGCUGCUGAACUGUGCGACGAGCAGCAGCAGCAACAGGAGCAUAGUGAGAGCAGCAAGGUGUGCUGCAGGCGGUGGCAAGGCAGAAUGGGAGCAUGUGAGGAGAGGGUGAGUGGCGUGGCGGAGAGGGUGUGUGUGUGGCUGGAGCAGCAGCAGGCGCGUGUGGUGAACGUGGCAGGGCCCCGGGAGAGUGAACAGCCAGGGCUCACUCGUGCUGCUGUGUGCUUCACCACUGCUCUGCUGCUGCGGUGGAAGGAGACAUUGCCAUAG